This is a messenger RNA of Pecten maximus, 14856 nucleotides long. RefSeq names its product phospholipid-transporting ATPase ABCA1-like. Lineage: Eukaryota; Metazoa; Mollusca; Bivalvia; Pectinida; Pectinidae. Gene Ontology annotation, molecular function: ABC-type transporter activity; lipid carrier activity; ATP hydrolysis activity. Gene Ontology annotation, cellular component: membrane; intracellular membrane-bounded organelle. The transcript has 71 exons. Bases 84 to 10799 code for a protein of 3571 amino acids. Gene Ontology annotation, biological process: transmembrane transport; lipid transport. The record is from RefSeq and is a predicted model, not a curated record.
CCAAGGAGAGACUUGCUCAGAGUAUAGAUGCCUCUGAGGAUCCCCUGGCUGCUUUGAAGGGAUUUCCAUCUUUACAAAAAUUAAUGACGCUGGCAGAUGACAUUCCUCACCUGUAUGCUGUCUUCGUUUUCAAUUCUAUUUAUCACUCCAAGCAGGUAAGUAAUGUUUUGAUGGCAAGUUCCUGGGAAGGGUUUUGUGGCCUGACUGAUCUCCCUUUGGACAUCCCCGGAGCCAAUUUCAGUAUGAGUGACUUUCACACAGAACUGUGCUCCCUCAAUCUCACAGCCCUGGAGAUGGAGGCCGCAGCAUACCAGGCUGUAUCGUUUGGCCUAUUGAAUUACACUGCAGAUGUUACAGAUACAGUGGUGAACAUAACACAGUUGAGUGAACAAAUCACAGAGAUGUUCACCCUUCUAAUCACAAUAGAGAACAGCACGACGGAGGAGGAAAUGAUACUGCCACGCUUCCUGAACUGGACCGUGUGGGAACAAGUUAACACCAACCUUCUCAGUGUGAUUACACAUCCAGACCGGCUAAUGAACCUAGUUACAUAUACAUCCGAGAAUGCUGGUGAGUUGCUGACCGUGUUUAUGGGACCUGAUAUGCAGGAACAGCUUCGUACACAGUCAAUUAUAUAUGGUAUACUGGGUGUCUUCAUGGAUAAACUGGACAAUCUAAGUAAUAAAACUGUUUUGAAUUUUGAUGAAAUACUGGCCAAUGACACAGAGACAUUAAAACUAUGGAACAUCAUAAAGACUCCUGGAGUACUGGAAAUAUUGAUGUUUUCUGGAAACUCACAACAGUUCACCCAGCUGCUGAUGACAGAGAAUGCAACUGAAGCUCUCCUAACUAUCUGUGAUUCAAGCACCAACCUAACGUCCCUCAUCGCAGUACCGAGCGGUGUACAGAUGGAUCUUCAUCAGCUCCAGACUGAUUUCUGUCAAGUUAGAUUUGACCUACUGGAACAGGAGUUCAUGGAGGAAAUCAUGAUGGUUAUCAAUAAGUAUAUGGACAACAGCACAAGUUUGAGCUGGUCAACAGUCACAUCCCAGUAUGUACGAAUGUCCAGCUGGAUAGAAUACUGGUCGGAGAACGCCCCGAUACUAGAUCUACCUUCCCUGACUAAUCUACAGGCAGUGUUAGAACAGCAGUAUGGCCAGGGACUGAUGGACUGGUCAUGGACUAACAUGUUUGGUCAGACAAUGGGCCCCAUCACAGAUCCAGAUAUGGCGAAGGCUAUAGCCACAGUGAACUUGAUUUUAGAAGUGGUCAUCAAUAGAUUGGACCAUCUCACUGAUACUGUUAGUUUGAAUACAGUCCUUAUGAAUGAUACUGAUCUGGAACACACCAUGCAAGCUUAUCUAAACAUAAUUCAGUACAGCACAGACCUCCUGUCACAGGACAGUGACCUCAAUGUGGAACGGUUGUUACAACUGAUAGAGAACGGGAGUGUUUUGAUGUCGAUGUGUCAGAGUUCCUCUCUAGCCACAUAUCUCUCAAAGAGUGGACAGGCUACCAACUUAACCACCAGCAUACAGACUGCCAUGUGUAUAAACCCGGAGGUUUUCAUGCAGAACCUACAGUCACAGGCCGAGGCCACCUACAUAGAGACAGAACUGAUGAGGAUAUGGAACAGCUCUGAGCCAUUAGAUGUGAGCUGGAACGACCUAAAUGAUAAUGUGGAAAAUAUGACACGGCUGCUGAUGUCACUCCUUGAACAAGAGCCGAUGGUAGACAUGGGUGCUUGGAACCUCUUUGGUAACUUAAGUAUGCUGAUGAAGUCUUUUGAGGACUUUCUACAAGACCCUAACAAAUUGAUUGAGAUGUCAUCAAGUUUGAAUCCUCUGAUGUCGACGGAAGUUGAUCCUGAGUUAGGUCCAUUCCUUGAUGUGUGGCAACAGAUCUACUCAAAUAUGCAUUUGAUGAUUUCUUCUGUACAAGGUGGGAAACCAUUAAACAGCAGUUUGGUCCUGAGUCUCUUUAAUGUCAUGUCAUCACUGGAUCCUAACUAUGGACAGAUGUUUGAAGAUGUUGGACAGCAUGCAGAUGUUCAGGCAUUUGUGUGUGACGUGGCAUCCCUGAAUGGUCACCUUCCUGGUGAGGCAGCAGCUAUACGUGAUGCAUUGUGUGGUUACCCAGGCAACACCUGGCAGAACCGACUCGAGCAGGUGUUCGGCACCAACGGUACCGUUCCGGGUCGGUUGGUGGAAGUGCUUCAGACAGUUUUUCCACAACACUUUACAAAGUCACCUGCUAUGACAUGGGGAGAGUUGUUUGACCAGAUACAAAAUUUAACAGAAACAACCAUGUUAUUGAAUGCUAACCAUACUGAGGUACUGAUGGAGGCAAUUCUGAUGGCCCUGGGAGACAUGACCCAGUCAGACCAGACCAUUGACAGCUCCUUAGAAUGGCUGAAAAUGAUAGACGAUGGCACUUCAGGAAGUUCAGCCCAAGGACUCUUGACCUUCCUCACAGAGAUUAACAAAUAUCUUAACCGACAGAUUCAGCUGCUUAAAGAUGAUGGCGGUAGCAUCCCUUUGUCUGUCCUAUUGCCUAACAGCACCCUGCUGGCUAACCUACUGGAACAGUUGAAUCAUGAGACUGCUGCGGGUCUCUUAACGGCCUACAUUAACCCUGACCAGUUUUUGGAGUUGACACUUACUGAUAGAUGGAUGGAAGUGGUGUGUAAUGUCAGUCUGUUCGAGCGGACAUUUGUCUUCCCUAAUGGCACAAACACCCAGAAGAUCCAGAAGGAUCUGUGUGCUGAUGCUCAGAGUCAGCAGUCUGUUGUCGGUGAAAUUCUUCAGAGGCUGAAUAUGGCUGAUGUUUUGACUGCGUUUGAUGACUGGAUCAUGGGUAGGCCACCAGUUGUCACCCUGAAUGACACCUACAUGUGGCAGGCCCUACAACACCACAUAGAGAUGCUGUUAUCCAACAUAGAGAAGAUGACAAAUCUCGAGCUCUCUACUAACGGACUGGAACAAUGGCUGGCACCCAUCAUGAAAGCCUUGGAAACCUUGAGCAGACCUAAUCCUGACAGCCUUGGUCAGACCUGUGAGAUGAUGUUAUUGUAUAUUGACAACACAGACUUCUACACUUCCUCCGUCCAACCCUUACUCUUAGGCAUCCUCAACAACAUGGCCAUGACCACCAAACAGAUGGCCAUACAGUCCAUUAUAGAAGAUUCUCUGUGUGACCUGGCCAGUUGGAACAUAUCGAGUCUGACGAGGCGGAUAAAAGAAACCAACCUGACCCAGCUAAUAAUCAGUCUUGGGUCCCCAGUUUUGGAUGUGUCAGGGAAAUUUCAGUGCUCAGCAAUGGUGACAGCUUCCUCUGAACUGGCAAUGAUGUGGAAUGAAAGUGUGUCCCGUAUGUCAUCAAGCAAUACUUCGUAUGAUUGCCUAAUAGGCAGUCUGCAGGCGCCCGUCAACCUUUUAUCGGAUGCCUCACAAACAUUUUCUAUGGUGUCUGAGCUGUUUGGCUUGCUGGCCGACCCUGCUAUACUGUCUCUGGAUGACACUGGAGAUCUGCUAUCCUUGGUGGAGUUUAUGUACGGUGUCUUCUUACAACAACAGAAUGUCUCUGUGAGGUUAGUUGAUAUCCUGACCAACGAUGAGAGCUUUGACAUGAAUUUGAAAGACUUGCUACAGAUCUCACCAGAAAUGAUGGCUCAGCUUCUGAAUGCCACUCUUAAUGCUGACGGGCUGGCACUUCUGAACCAAUCAGCUGAAGACAUAGCUAAGACUCUCUGUGACCCAGACAAACUGGCUGAAGUGAUGACCUUGCCUCAAGUUUCUAACAUCACCAUGGAGGAGUUGAGUAAUACUCUGUGUGGACCUAAUAUCACAGCCACAGUGGAUGUGUUCACUUCAGUGUUAGACACAUCCACCAUCUCAUUUCUGCUAACAGAUGGCAUUUCGGAUCUGAACAUGUGGACCCUUCUUACAGCACACAUUGCGGAUGUCAUCAACAAAGUCCAAAAGCUGACGACCCUGCCCUCCAUCGAUAUAGACUUGAAUAACCUCAACACACUCUUGCCCUACCUACAGCGGUUUAUCUACGACUAUGGACCAGAGGCCUUAGUUAUCAGUUUGAAUGUGGUGAUUGACGAUUUGAAGUCUUUAGCAGCCGAUGAUGAAAUGGCCCUUACAUUGAUGACUGAUGCUCAGUAUGUCAUGAGAGGAAUGACCUCUCUCAAGGUCAUCAGGAACUUCAUCCCACUCAACAUUGUCCUGCAGGACGUGCUAAAAGAUGCAGACAGUUUCAGACGCUACAUGACUGACGAGCUUGGACUGAGCCCAGAGGUGACUGAAGCUGUAUUGACAGGCGCCAUCGACUACUCUGUACUGUUACAGUAUAAAUACACAGAGCUUAAAGAACGUGUGUGUGACCCAGAGUUGUUGUCAGGUAUUCUCAAUCUGACUACGUCCAGUGUCCAGGUGUCACAGAUCAGUUCCGCUCUGUGUAACCUCAACGAUGCUCAAAUUGUUAAUCUCACUGAGAGUCUGCUGCAGAAUUUGGAUGUCGGAGACCUUGUCAAGCAGUAUGUGACGUCUGGUGUAAAUGAGCUGUUUCAAUCUCUAAAUGUGACGAUGGAAGAGGUCAGUGACUCCCUGUCAAAGCUCAGUGCUGCAGAGGAAGGGCUGACAAAGGCUGCCUCUAUAUAUAAAAAUGGAUCAGCUGACCUCAAUCUCAACAUUUUUACUUCUCCUGAAGCACUCGCAGGUAAUGCUAAAUCUCCCGGGGCAUUCACAGGUAACUCUAAAUCUCCCGGGGCAUUCACAGGUAACUCUAAAUCUCCUGAGGCAUUCACAGAUAACUCUAAAUCUCCCUGGGCAUUCACAGAGACUUCACUGCCAUCAAUGUCCAGCAUUUUAUGUGGAGAUGAUUCUGACAGUCUGUCCUUUAGUGACACCAUUGGAGUCUCCAGUAAAGUAUCCUCCUCCCAGGAACUGUCUGCUGACCAGCAAAAGGAGAAGGAGGGACUCUCAGAGGGAUUUUGUCAGGACUUGUAUGUGGACAUCAUAACCUCCGAAUAUGGACCUGUUAUUUGGACUUACCUGAAGCCAUUGAUUCGCGGUAAAAUCCUGUACAGUCCGAAUACCCUGACAACUCAACAGCUCACUCAAAUGAUGUACAAUUCAUCGUUUGGAGUGUUGGAGGAUGUCCAGCAGUAUAGUCAACUUUGGGCAAAAGGACUGACGGACAUAAACAAGCUUAAGUCUGACCCGAAUAUCAUGUCAAACAUUGAGAGUGUGACAUCCAACAACCUAGUUAAAAGUGUGCUGCAGUCCGUCACUGGCAUGACUGCAGAUGAUUUUUUGUCCGGAGUUUCUCUGCUGAAUGACUUUGACCAGGGUGAUUUGUCCAGUAUGGAAUACCUGGCUAAUCUACUGCUAAACUACACGUCCUGUCUGGAGAUGAACCGAUUCCAGGGUUAUGACUCAGAAGCUGAAGUUAUGCAGGCAGCAUAUGAAUAUGGUUCUACCAAUAACUUACUGGCAGUGGUUGUUUUUGAUAAUCUAGAGGAUAGUAACAGGAAAAAAAGAGCAACAACAUACCAGUUGCCGAAACAUGUAUCUUACAAACUCCGUAUGGAUGUAGAAAAUGUUAGGAACACAGUGAGACUAAAGGAAAGAAUGUGGCGGCCAUUCCCUGAAGAUGACAUGAUAUUUGACAUGAGAUACACACGAGGUUUUAUACAGCUCCAGGACAUCAUUGAUACUGCCAUCAUACGCAUGCAGACAGGACAGUCUACUGCAGACACAUCUGUCCACGUCCAACAAUUCCCGACUCCCUGCCACAUUAACGAUGUCUACAUGAACACUCUCAGUAUGUAUUUACUGCCCGUCAUGAUGACUAUGGCAUGGAUCGCAGCUUUAGCUGUUGCUACCAAGAACCUGGUGUACGACCGACAAGAUGGCCAAGAGGAGGCCUUGAAGGUAAUGGGCUUGCACAGCUCCAUCAACUGGUUUAUGUGGUUCCUCAGUUCCAUGGUGAUCAUGUCACUCACAUCAUUGUUAUGUAUUGUGAUACUGAAGGCAGGUAACCUCUACACCUUCUCAAGCUUUGGACUCCUCUUCGUGUACUUCCUCAUCUUCUGCUUUUCCAGUCUCAUGUUAUGUUACAUGGUUAGUGCCCUGUUUACACAAGCUACACUGGCUGUGCUGACCGUACUGAUGAUUUAUUCGGCCUCCUAUAUCCCCUACAUGGUCCUCAUCGCCAUGGAGGUACAGAUGGAGUUCUGGCAGAAGAUCCUGGCUUGUUUGGCCUCAACAACUUCCUUUGGAUUCGCGGCUCAGUACAUUGCACGCUACGAGAUACAGAUGUUGGGUAUGCACUGGGACUCCAUCUAUGACAGUCCUAUGGCUGGAGAUGAAAUGUCCUUUGCCUGGUGCUGUCUCAUGAUGAUCAUCGAUGGUGUCAUCUACCUCGUCAUCGGCUGGUACCUGAGGACCAUCAGACCAGGAAAGCAUGGUGUAUCACAGCCAUGGUAUUUCCCGUUGUCUCCAUACUACUGGGGCUGCAGACUCAGCUCUCCAAGCUCAAAGUACAAAGCACACCUGCAUGAAGGACUUGUGGAGCCGAUGCCAAACAGUUUGACUGUUGGAAUGUCGGUCCAGGGACUUUCUAAAUCCUACGGUAAAACAAGGGCAGUUAAGGACCUAACAGCUGAUUUCUACGAGGGACAAAUCACUGUCCUCCUGGGACAUAAUGGUGCAGCCAAGACUACUACCAUAAAAAUGAUGACCGGUGUAUUGGAGCCAACACAAGGAGAAAUCUAUCUGCAUGGACGACCUAUUAAUAAAACAAACAAGAAAAUUGGAAUAUGCUCACAGCAUGAAACUUUGUUCCACUAUAUGACCGUAGAGGAACAUAUGAAGUUUUAUGGCAGUGUCAAGUCCAAUAUGUCAUCGAAGGAACUCCAGUAUGAGAGAGAACAGCUGUUGAAACAGGUUGACAUGUGGCACGUACGCACGGUUCGGGUGUCAGAUCUAUCCGGCGGUAUGCGGCGUCGACUCUGCGUGGCAUUGGCCUUUGUUGGAGGAUCUGAGAUUGUGAUUCUUGAUGAACCAACCAGUGGUGUAGACCCUAAUGGCCGACACUCCAUCUGGAAUCUCCUCCUACACAGAAAGAGUGGUUGUACAAUACUGUUAUCUACUCACCACCUGGAUGAGGCAGACAUGAUUGGAGACAGGAUAGCUGUCAUGGACAAUGGACGACUUAUGUGUAUCGGCUCGCCUCUCUUUCUCAAACAGCAACUUGGAAGUGGAUAUCACUUGAAACUCAUGAAACUUGAGGAGUGUAACUGGGUCCAUGUGCUGGCUUGCCUGAGGACCUAUAUCCCUGAGGCUGCUGUUAUUGAGGAUAUUGGAUCAGAAUUGACUAUCAAGUUGCCCUCGGGAAACAUGGAGAGACUUUACAGCGGCCUCCAUAACCUUGACAAGAACAAGGAGAGCCUCCACAUCAGCAGCUAUGGCAUCUUUGACACGACAUUGGAAGAGGUGUUUUUGAAAAUCUGUGCUAUGGCGGAGAAAAACCUUCCAUUAACAGACGAAGUUGUGCAGAAAGCAAGUGACAUGCAGCUGGGCAAUAGUCAACUCAGAAUUUCCCCAGAAAACGACAGGCAGAGAGGCAGAGAGCUCCCGGAGAAUCGGUCACGUGUGAGAAGGUCCCGUCACCGAGUAUCCACAGGCAGUCAGAAGUUGCAGCAGUUCGGGGCACUGUUCACUAAACGUUUCCAUCACUAUCGCCGUAACUGGAGGAUGUUCCUGUCUGUCAUCCUGUUUCCUGUACUGUUUGUGGCAGCAGCUCUUGGCCUUACACUUAUCAAACCUAAUGAGAUAGACUCACCGACCCUGUUAUUAACCCCAGCUCUGUAUGGUCCCAACAGCUACUCCUUCUACAGUGAUAAUGCCCAGACUACACACAGUCAGAAGAUAUCCCACCACCUCUGGACACAGCCUGGGAUGAGUACCACUUGUAUGCCCGGCGUGAACUUUGGGUUAGUAUUACAUCGUCCUGGUACGAGUACCACUUGUAUGCCCAGCUAUUACAUCGUCCUGGUAUGGGUACCACUUGUAUGCCGGCGUGAACUUUGGGUUAGUAUUACAUCGUCCUGGUACGAGUACCACUUGUAUGCCCGGCGUGAACUUUGGGUUAGUAUUACAUCGUCCUGGUACGAGUACCACUUGUAUGCCCGGCAUGAACUUUGGGUUAGUAUUACAUCGUCCUGGUACGAGUACCACUUGUAUGCCCGGCGUGAACUUUGGGUUAGUAUUACAUCGUCCUGGUAUGGGUACCACUUGUAUGCCGGCGUGAACUUUGGGUUAGUAUUACAUCGUCCUGGUAUGGGUACCACUUGUAUGCCCGGCGUGAACUUUGGAUCACCGUUUGUGUGUGAGAGGGGAGAGACAAUGUUUACCGGCACUGACAGCAGCCAGGCGACAUAUGACGCAGCACAAUGUUCCUGUUCUGACUACAGUUACACUUGUAACAGCCACGCCAACUCCAUCACUGUACCGCAGAUCGUCACCAACACAACCGACAUCCUCCAGAACCUCGGUACUCACGACAUCACGGACUAUCUCCUCAAAACUUACGACACUUACAAGGAGAACAGAUUUGGUGGGUUUUCAUUUGAUACUGCUUCUGACGGUACCGUUAAUACUAAAGCCACAGUCUGGUUCAACAAUAAGGGCCACCACGCCCUACCAGGAUACCUUAAUGCUUUGAGUAACUCCAUUCUGAGGUCCAAGAUUACACAGGGGGACCCUGCAGAGUACGGAAUCACAACCUACAACCAUCCGAUCUUACUGAACAAACAGCAACUCAACAAAGAAAGCCUUCUCCAGAAUGCAGCAGACCUCGGGAUUGCCAUAGUGUUUCUGUUGGCGUUCACAGCCAUCCCUGUUGGAUUUAUUACUUAUGUAGUGAGUGAACACAGUAGUAAGGAGAAACAACUACAGUAUGUCAGCGGUGUCGGCAACUUGCUUUACUGGUUUACCUCCCUUUUCUGGGAUAUGUUGGUUUUCAGUAUCACUGUUGGACUUGUGGUAGUUGUAAUGGCCAUCUUCAGACAGAACUCGUACUGGGACCGAGAGAAUCUGGCCGGUGUAGUUGUUCUCUUACUCCUAUACGGAUGGGCCACCAUACCCUGGAUGUACUGCACAGUGAAGAUUUACAAGAAUGUCACAUCAGCUUACCUGGUUCUCUUCUGUCUCAACCUCUUCAUCGGGAUAUUACUCAUCUCCUUUGUGUUCAUCCUCAACUUUUUCUCAUCAGAGGUGGGCAUAAAGAAUGCGUAUGAGGUUGUACGACACCUGUUCCUGAUCUUCCCACCAUACAACCUGUGUGACGGCCUGAUAGAGCUCACCUCUAACCAGGUUCAGGCCGAGAUCCUUGCCCGAUUCGGACAGGAUACCUAUGUCAGCCCUUUCUCCUAUGACCUGUUGGCCUACAACUAUAUAGCUCUAGCUAUAGCAGGGUUUGCCUUCUUUGUCCUCCUGUUCUUCACAGAAAUACGAUGUCCAUCUCGAGGAAGAGUAAAGAAUCGUAUUGAUGAUGAAAUAGAGGAAAGCAAUGAAGUGAGAAGUGAGAAGCAACGUGUUUUGUCCCAUCAGGCUCGCGAUGAUGCCCUCGUGGUCAGCAAUAUGUCCAAGGCUUAUAAGAGAGGACGCAAGAGUUUCCUGGCAGUCAACCAUCUGUCGUUUGGUGUACCCAAGGGAGAGUGUUUCGGACUGCUGGGAGUGAACGGUGCAGGAAAAACAACAACGUUUAGAAUGCUGACAGGCGACAUUCUCCCCAGUGAGGGGUCUGCUACCAUCAACCACAAGAGAGUUACUCGAGCCAGCCCAGCUAUUGGACAGGAAGUGGGCUAUUGUCCUCAGGAGGACGCUUUGGAUGGCUACCUAACAGGACGUGAACUUCUCCACUGCCAUGCUAAGCUGAGGGGCAUGCCUGUAGAUAGCAGGGAUUCUGUUGUGGAGGACCUGGUGACCACACUGGGCAUAGACUUCGCUGACCGCACAGUCCAUACCUACAGUGGAGGUAUGAAGAGAAAGCUGUCCAUAGCGAUUGCUCUACUCGGCGAUCCUCAAGUGGUAUUUCUGGAUGAGCCUACCACAGGAAUGGAUCCUGUGGCGAAGCGACUGGUAUGGAACUGUCUAAUGACCUGUGUGAAGAAUCAGCAGGCAGUUGUCCUGACAUCUCAUAGUAUGGAGGAAUGUGACGCCCUGUGUACCAGACUUGCCAUCAUGGUCAAUGGAGAGUUCCGCUGUCUUGGUUCACCUCAGAAACUCAAGAACAAAUAUGGAGAUGGCUACACUGUAACACUGUUCACCAAUGGACUGUCAACCAAUACUAUGGCUCUGUCCGAAUUCACUCAGUCUUCAUUCCCAGGUUCAAUAAUCAGGGACCAGCACCACGGUAUCCUCCUGCUGGACAUUCCACAUUCUAACCUGUCCGUGGCCAACAUACUCGAACGUCUGGAAGCAGCUAAGGAAACGUUUAGUAUCACACACUAUUCAGUGUCACAGACCACUCUUGACAAUGUGUUCAUGAGUUUUGUGCGAGACCAGAAUGAUGGCCUGUCACCAGAGUUUGACAGUUACUCCAGCAGUAGUGAUAGUGUGCUUUCCAGUGAACCGUUCAAUGGUCCAGGCUUCAACAACUAUGCCUACUCCAAUGUUGGAUUCAAAGGCAGUAAGUCUGAUGGGUUACAUGUACAAGGGGAACCUGUUGGAGCUUUCCUACCCCAGACCACAUCCAUCUACCCGGAUCUGUCAACAAAACUCUAGUGGCUUACAGAUCAUAUCAUUAUACAAUGCAAACAAGAUGGAAAAAAAGGCUUUACAUCUUUUUGACUGAAUUUUAUAUCAAAUGUAGCAAUGCUAUUGAAAUGCCUCCAUUUAUUAUUUUACCAUGUAGAUCUUAAUCUUCUCUAAAAGAGAUUUUUCAGGGAGCAACAAGAGAUCCUGGCUGUAUGUCCGACAUAUUGAGGACUAUUUAUGUGUGUGAUAUAUUGUAUAUAUUUCCUCAAUGCAGUGUCUGUUGGCUUGUCCAUAAAGCUGUGAUAUUUUACAUUUGUACUACCUUUAUACAGUAGUAUAUACUGUGUGUUAUCACUUGUGUUUAGGUGAUGGUUACAGAUGUGUCCUCACUUUUACUUACCUGAUACUAAAGAUAGGAAUGCUCUUAUAUGCAAAACUACAUAGCUUUAAUUCUUGAUUUAAAGGCUCAGUUCAGUUAAUUUUUUUCUUUAACAUCAAACAAGUCCAAAAAAAUAGUUGCUGUCAAUAAAAAUAACCUACAUAUUCUACCGCGGUAGUUGAUAAUGAGAUACAGAGUUCACUGUUACCUACCGCGGUAGUUGAUAAUGAGAUACAGAGUUCACUGUUACCUACCGCGGUAGUUGAUAAUGAGAUACAGAGUUCACUGUUACCUACCGCGGUAGUUGAUAAUGAGAUACAGAGUUCACUGUUACCUACCGCGGUAGUUGAUAAUGAGAUACAGAGUUCACUGUUACCUACCGCGGUAGUUGAUAAUGAGAUACAGAGUUCACUGUAACCUACCGCGGUAGUUGAUAAUGAGAUACAGAGUUCACUGUUACCUACCGCGGUAGUUGAUAAUGAGAUACAGAGUUCACUGUUACCUACCGCGGUAGUUGAUAAUGAGAUACAGAGUUCACUGUAACCUACCGCGGUAGUUGAUAAUGAGAUACAGAGUUCACUGUAACCUACCGCGGUAGUUGAUAAUGAGAUACAGAGUUCACUGUUACCUACCGCGGUAGUUGAUAAUGAGAUACAGAGUUCACUGUAACCUACCGCGGUAGUUGAUAAUGAGAUACAGAGUUCACUGUUACCUACCGCGGUAGUUGAUAAUGAUAUACAGAGUUCACUGUAACCUAUCGCGGUAGUUGAUAAUGAGAUACAAAAAUCACUGUAACCUACCACGGUAGUUGAUAAUGAGAUACAAGUUCACUGUAACCUACCGCGGUAGUUGAUAAUGAUAUACAAAGUUCACUGGUCAGUUAUAUCUUGGUAUGUGAUAAUCAUGUAGCUACACACAAAUUGCAACAUCUGGACCCUUCAACAGGAAAAACUACAAAUUACACUGCUUGCAAAAAUUAUAGGUAUCACAGUAACAUUAUGUCUAAGAGAGGAGCUGAAUUUAAAAUUAUUUUAUUUAAAUAUUUCUAAAGAAUUCUCUGUUUAUGUUUGUAAACCAUUACAAUGUACAAUAUUUGUAUCACUUUUGAAAACUUAUUCUCCAGUACAAAAGGCUUCAGUGUUUUGCUAGCCAGGCAGCCGUUACAAAUAAGAACACAACAGAAUAACUGUGAUAUCUUGUCACACUUGUGGAAAGAUUCCAUUUUCAAUUUUAUAGAUAAAUCUUCCGCUGUAAUUUUAUGCAAGUGUUAUGUUUGGUAGUUGCGAGUACUUUUCCUGUAUCUAUAGUCUAUGUGUAACUUAGAUAAGUAGUAUUUAGAUUCUACAUCCGUAUUGAUAUACACUCGACAUGUUUCAGCAUCUAACGGAUCUUAUAUGCAGCCUCAAGUCUAUUUUAGAGAUUCCAGUGUGUUUUACCCACCCAUAAGAGGAUGAUAAAUUGGUCUAUACACGUAUCUUAAACAUUUAUAGACAUGGUGAAGAAUCAGUAAUACACGGACAGCAUGUUAACCUUGUCAACGAAGACAGUGCACCAAAUUAUUGUAGUAUACAAGUAUAGCAUGCGCCGACAAAAUAAAAUCUUCCUGGAGAGCAGCAAUAUGUGUUCAACACUAUUGUAACAGAUACUGCAGGUUUAAGGUUUUUCUUGAAAAUGCGUGUAAAUUCAAAUCUUAUUCACAUUAAAAUAUGAGGAUAUACAAUGAAAGUUUUCUUCACAAGAUCCUGUACAUGUAUCUGUUUGUUUAUAAUUAUGUACAAAGAAUGCAAACAUUCCAUACAAGGACAUUAACAUAUAGUAAAGGAAAUCCAAAUAUCUCCAUGACAGUUCCCCAAAAUAUAUCCAGGUCUCCGUGUUGUAGUUCUAUUUCUCUGACAAGAGUGCCUGCCGACAAUGAAUAACAUUCCAUUUAGCAUUACAGGUACAAUUGUAUACAUGUAUAUGUAUAUAUAUGUGUAAGGAAGUGUAAUUAAUUAUAUAUAGUAAUUACCUGUUAAGAAUGUUCAAUGUACACCUAUAUGCAUACUGUUAUCAUUUUUGUACAGGGUCAAUUUCAAUGCAAUUAUAUUAACAUGACAAUAGGGUAUUGUUUGUCUUGUUAUUGUUUUGGUGCGUAUGGACAGGAAAUCAAUGCAAUGUUUUGUAAAUAUUGAUGAAACUUUACAUGCUUAUUAUUCUUUUAUUUGUUGCAACAUUUAGAAAGUUUAAGUUUCCUUUUAAUAUUCUACAAUUAGAGACAAUAAUUUUUUAUAUCAAUGCAAAACAAAUUUUGUUACAAAUUUCUGUUUUUGAAAUGUACAUGUAUCUUUAAAUUUUGUCUCCUUAUAGUGCACAUGACCAGAAGACUGACAUUUUACAUAGUUUUAGGUCAUCUAAGACAAAUUCUCGAGUGGCCUAUUCUAGUUCAUCCGAGAUUGAGUGGCCUAUUCUAGUUCAUCCGAGAUUGAGUGGCCUAUUCUAGGUCAUCCACGGCAAAGUCUCGAGUGGCCUCUUCUAGGUCAUCUGAGACAAAGUCUUGAGUGGCCUAUUCUAGAUCAUCCGAGACAAAGUCUCGAGUGGCCUAUUCUAGGUCAUCCGAGACAAAGUCUUGAGUGGCCCAUUCUAGGUCAUCCGAGACAAAGUCUUGAGUGGCCUAUUCUAGGUCAUCCGAGACAAAGUCUUGAGUGGCCUAUUUGCUUUUUCAUGGAAACAUGUUGUCAGGUAAAAGGAGCCUUCUUUUCAAUUGUCUGUGUUUAAUUGUUUGUAUAUCUUCUGUCCUGUUAAGGACGCCAUACCUCCAAUAAGGAGUACCUAAAUAUGAUAAAACAGGCUGUUGUAUAUCUGUAUAUAUGACUUGUUCUGUAAUCUUUUUUAGCAUUGUUUUUUUUUCUCAUUUGUUGGUGUUGAUAAGUUAUAUAUAUAUUGUGGGUGCCAUUUACAGUAGAUAAGCAAUUUUGUGACAAGUAGUGUAUACACUGUUGGCGGUAAAGAUUAGUAGUUUUACUGGAGUGUUAAGAUUCUGAAAAACCAAGUGUGCAUACCUUACAAAUAGUGAUGACAAUUAAAUAUCAAGUGUGUGAUUCGUAUGAGCUGGGAUGUAACGGUUGUGUAUCUGUCACUGGAACAUGCCUUAAAAACUGCUGAAUUUCAGCAUUGCUUGAAAAGUUCCGGAAACAUUGUUGAAUUUCAAUAAUGACUUUCUAUUAUAUUGAAUGUGGUUUAGUUGAUAUUUACUGCCAUCUGGAAUACACUGAUUCCUUAUCCCAGCCUAUAUGUUAACUGUUUCAUCAUAUAAAUCAUUCACAGGGUUUUUCCAUAAAGUAGAUUUUUCCUGGUGAAGCACACUUGUUAUUCUAAACUAGUGAUAGAUAAAAACUGCCUCGUUUACCUGUAAUAGUUCCAGCUUUGUUACACCUGGUUAGCUGUUUACACCUGGUUAGCUUUUUCCUGUCUGUUCAUUAUCGUUUGUCAGGGCUUAUUUCCUCUUUACAUUUUCCUUGUGCUGGUCACAAAUUAUUUUUGUUUUCUUACACGAAGUAACAUUUUGUACCUUGAAUACCAAGGAAAUAGUUUUAUACAUACUUGUAUCAUACUUAUGUGCUAUUUAGAUCAUCACCUAUAUACGUGCUAUUUCAGAUCAUCUAUAUAUGUAUUUUUAUAACCUGUAGAUCAGAAUGGCUUUUCUAAUAAAAUAAUAUCCAAGAUGAU